Messenger RNA from Spea bombifrons (plains spadefoot toad), 3462 nucleotides. RefSeq names its product LRR binding FLII interacting protein 2 (gene LRRFIP2). Lineage: Eukaryota; Metazoa; Chordata; Amphibia; Anura; Pelobatidae. Bases 176 to 2428 code for a protein of 750 amino acids. The record is from RefSeq and is a predicted model, not a curated record. Gene Ontology annotation, biological process: regulation of DNA-templated transcription. The transcript is spliced from 29 exons.
CUGCGCGGCAGACUGCGGCCGGGGUGGGGCGCAUGCGCAGGGUGCGUCACCGGCCGGACGUUGAGGGAGAAACCUCGAGAGAGGGGAAGGGAGAAGUGGCCGAAAGGGAACGUAGGCGCGGUUGUGUUCAUCUUUUUCAACGUGCUUAGGGAAUACUUGUACCGAAUUGCAAAAGAUGGGGACUCCUGGAUCUGGAAGGAAACGUACCCAAGUCAAGGACAGAUUCUCAGCUGAAGAUGAAGCCUUAAGUCACAUUGCUAGGGAGGCAGAGGCAAGGCUUGCUGCCAAACGAGCGGCUCGAGCAGAAGCAAGGGAUAUACGCAUGCGAGAGCUGGAACGACAACAAAAAGAGCUCAGCAAUCGUUAUCAUGAUAGAAAGUGGGGACAAAUCCAAAAGUGGAUGGAGGAUUCAGACAGGGCCAAGUAUUCCCACCGAUCCAAUCAGCGGCCUUAUGUGGGUUCUUCAAGUUUGACAUCAAGUCGGGGUCUCGACACUCACAGGAGCUCAUCAGUGGAUGUGCGUGACUCACACAAGGGCAGAGAAAGCACUUCCAAGAGGAGAGACCAUGUGUAUGAUUUACUAAAGGAUAGCUCCAGAAGAAGUACUCUCUCCAACCAAAUCUACAGCUCCUCAUAUUCUACCAAGGAUAAGCCAUCUAGUUCUCGUAAAGACCUACUGAGCGGACUUUACCAUGAUCAGAGGAAAUAUACCAGUCUUAAGCAUAGCAAACCCAUCUCUACCUACUACCCUCGGUCCUCUUCACUUUACAGCGAUCCUUUGGCCACCACCAAGAGUUUCAGGAAUUCUCCUAUUUUAAGUAGUAGUUUGACCCGAAGUUCCAGUUCGGCGUCAUUAUAUGAAGAUGGGAUUUCAAACUACUCUUCCCGCACUCCAUCUGAGUACAGCUAUUACUCGUCAAGAGCCAGCUCAGCACGAAAUAGUCCUUCGUUUACAGACGAUGAGGGUUCUGUGUCGUCUCGUAAUGCUGGCCGAGGGAGAAGGGAUAGCGUGGCAUCAGACUUCUCUGACCAGAGUGAAUCUGCAGCUGAUUAUUUUAGUCGUUCCAACCGUAGGGGAAGCAUUGUGUCUGAUAUGGAUGAUGUCAGCAUCCACGAUAUAAAUAGCUUGGAUGAGAAGAUAGACAAGCAGUACACUGACAGUUACUCCAGGCCAUCAUCCCGUAAUGCAACAUCAGGAUUACCUGGAACCUUUAGUGGUUCAUCUUCUCGGAGAGGAAGUGGAGAUGCAAGUAGUCUAUUGGAUCCAGAUGCCUCGCUUAGUGAAUUAAGGGAUAUCUAUGAUCUUAAGGACCAGAUCCAAGAUGUAGAAGGGAGAUACAUGCAGGGACUAAAAGAGCUAAAGGACUCUCUAUCAGAGGUAGAGGACAAGUACAAAAAAGCCAUGGUAUCCAAUGCACAGCUCGACAAUGAAAAAAGUAAUCUAGUAUACCAAGUUGAUACUUUGAAAGAUGUCAUUGAAGAAAUGGAAGAACAGAUGGCAGAGUACCAUAGGGAAAACGAAGACAAGUCAAAGGAAUUGGAAAGACAGAAGCAUACUUGCAGUAUCCUCACUCAUAAAUUAGAAGAACUUAAAGAAGGUAUUCGUCAAAGGGAUGAGCUCAUAGAGGAAAAUACGCUUUUGAAACAGAAAGUAGACUCUCUAACCAGGGAGGUCUAUGACCUGCAAGAGACUGUUAAUUGGAAGGAUAAAAAAAUUGGGGCACUAGAGAGGCAGAAAGAGUACUUUGACUGCAUUAGGAAUGAGCGGGACGAGCUGAGAAAUGAGUUGACUGAUAUGAAAGGAAAAUCAAAGGUAGGCAAGAAACAUGGCUUAGUCAUUAUUCCAGAUGGUAAUGGUACACCCAACGGUGACAUAAACCAUGAACCAGUGGUUGGUGCCAUAACUGUGGUGUCCCAGGAAGCAGCCCAGGUAUUGGAAUCUGCAGGGGAAGGCCCACUUGAUGUGAGGCUACGAAAACUGGCUGAGGAAAAGGAUGAGUUGGUGUCCCAGAUCAGAAAGCUGAAGAUGCAACUAGACGAGGAGCGCCAGAAAAACAACAAGAGUAAUACUACAACAACUGAUCCGGCAGGCCUGGAGAAUGGGUCUGACCUGCAACUAAUUGAAAUGCAGAGAGAUGCAAAUAGACAGAUUAGCGAAUACAAAUUUAAACUUUCCAAAGCAGAGCAAGAUAUAACAACGUUGGAGCAAAAUGUACUAAGGCUUGAAGGACAAGUUGUCCGAUAUAAAAGUGCAGCAGAAAAUGCUGAAAAAGUUGAAGAUGAACUAAAAGCAGAAAAGAGAAGAAUUCAAAGAGAGCUCCGAACAGCCUUAGACAAAAUGGAGGAAAUGGAAAUGACAAAUAGCCAUUUAGUGAAAAGGUUAGAGAAGAUGAAGGCCAACAGGACUGCACUUCUGUCACAGCAGUAAUAAAAGGAUGAAAUACAACUAAAUGCACUGCUCCUUAUGACAACACACCCUUAUAUUGUCUUACUAUGGAUAUUCUUGUUGGCUCAACUGGAGCAAAUGUUGCCUUGGCCUUCCAGGGCCCUAGCUACAAAAUAACAUAAUUUUUAAUUUAUGAGAGAAUGACAAAACUGGCAUGGAAUAUGCCAAACCGUGGUGAUUUCUCUUUUCAAGACACUGAUUCGGGUAAAUUUACGAAUUUGAAAGCAACACGCUGGAUUGCUGGUUUUUGAAAAAUCUUUUUUUCCCCCUCACAAUAUUAUAAUUAAAUUUACUCACACGCCCUACUCCUGCCUGCUGCUUACAUAUGCAGGUGAAGAAAAACUACUGCAUAAAGAGGAGGAUAUUUUACAACAACCCCAUCAACGAUACCUAUCCGACGCUGUGCAAAACAUGAGACUUAACGCCUUCCUUGCCAGAGAAUUAAAGGAAGAGAAGCAAGCAGCAGCAACAAUUUCUUUGUUGCCAAAUUUAGAGUCAGACUUAAUUUUCUUUUAACUGAGAUCUCAAGCACAUCUGUAGUGCAAUGGGGAAAAGGGGUUUAGAAAAAGCCAAGUGCCUUCUUCCUCUUCACAGUAAUUUCAUCUUUAAUGCUGUUAAACUGUCUAAGGAUCUUAAAUCAACCUGUGCUAACGUUUAUACUUUGGAACAUUACAAUUUUGGAGGGGGAUGUGCAUUCAUUAAACUUUAUACAUUUUGAACAAAAUACAUUUUGUAAAAAAAAAAAAAAAAAAAGAUUUUUUUUUUAAUUUGUAUAAGAAAUGUUUAACAAAAGACUUGGACUGUAUAUACAUCUUGCUUUUAUUGCAUGGGUGAUGGCACAGCUGGAUGAUAGUAUUUUAAUAAGAUUAAUUAGCUUUCGGUAAGAGAAGAAACCACAGAUAUGGCUGAGAUUUUGCUGUACAUUGUAAAAUUGUAUUAUCUGCUUCGGUGCAAGUGGAGACCUCAAACUUAAGAGUAUUGAUGAGGCACCUAUUAAAUCGACACUUUAAUGGCCA